Messenger RNA from Osmia lignaria (orchard mason bee), 1091 nucleotides. Its product is annotated as aaRS-interacting multifunctional protein 2. The record is from RefSeq and is a predicted model, not a curated record. Lineage: Eukaryota; Metazoa; Arthropoda; Insecta; Hymenoptera; Megachilidae. Gene Ontology annotation, cellular component: aminoacyl-tRNA synthetase multienzyme complex.
AACAGAUUCAAGGGUAGAGGGGGUGAAAGAAAAAUGGCCACCUAGCGAAAAUCGAGAAAUACGAAAAAACGAACGGGUGUGAUAAUCGAAUGUGAAUACGAGUUGACUGAUUUUUUUACGAAUAAAUCUUCGAAGAACGAACGAAAUGCGUAACGAAAUGACAAUGUACACGUUGAAACCGAUCGUUUCUCUUCCACAAAGGUUGCAUCAUAGUAAAACGAUGUACGAAAUGCAAAAUAUUCAUGAAGAACGAUCAAGAGACAACCAUACGGAAGCCGACAACAAGAUCGUGCCUGAUAUUACUGAGCAGGUUAUCAACUUUUUAAAGAGUCCAUUACCAGAAUAUACUGCACUGGAAAUUAGACAAGAAAAGAUAUUGAUACAACUUGCAGAACUUAAGCAACAAGUAUCAGCACUGAGUAACUUCCUAAAACAAACGAAUCAAGUUACAGUAACCAAUAGCAGUCAUAAAGCUCAGGAAACAAUUACUGCAAAUCUUAUCAUCAAUGUAAAUCCAAGUAGACCACCUUAUUUUAUAUCAGCCCUACAAAAAAUAUGGACUGAUGUUGAUAUUAGAGUACAAACUUACACUCAUUCAAGUAUUAAUAAAACAGGGCCCAUAACUCAUCAGUUAACUACAAGUUCUUCCAGAGAGAAUGUUAUAAAUCUAUCAUUAAUUUGGAAAGAUGUUGAAGACCUUGAACUUACACUUGGCCUACGUGGUUAUCACAUAACUGGAGAAGUUAAUUUUCUAAGAUAUCUAAGUAGGCUAUUAAAUUCGCAUAAUUAUGAAAGUUCUGUUUGUUUAGAAAAAGUAAAUACAAUUGAUUCAAUAUUAGACUUGUGUUAUUGUUUACACUUUAAAGCAACAUUAAAAGAAAAGCAAGAAAUAUUAUCAUUAAUAGCUGAUAAGUUAGCUGCAAAUUGGAUUGAUAAUAAAACACCUGAUAUAGCAGAUAUUGCUGCAUGGUGUACAAUUAAACAAGUUUUUCCAAAGAAGUAUCCAUCUAAAUUAAAUAGGUGGUUUGAUACAUGUGAAAAAUUGUUUGUGUAAAUAAAAAUUUCAUAUUAAAAUGCAUUUAUUAUCUGUA